Messenger RNA from Postia placenta MAD-698-R-SB12, 1641 nucleotides. RefSeq lists its product as hypothetical. Gene Ontology annotation, biological process: ribosomal small subunit export from nucleus; ribosomal small subunit biogenesis. The transcript is spliced from 5 exons. Gene Ontology annotation, cellular component: cytosol; preribosome, small subunit precursor; nucleus. The record is from RefSeq and is a predicted model, not a curated record. Lineage: Eukaryota; Fungi; Basidiomycota; Agaricomycetes; Polyporales; Adustoporiaceae. Bases 1 to 1641 code for a protein of 546 amino acids.
AUGCCUCCAAAGUCUGUUUUUCGCCAGCCAGGCACACAGCAUUUUCAGCUUGUCCACCGCUCACAGCGCGACCCCCUCAUUCAUGACCCAGAGGCCAGUCAGCAUGUCCUAAAGGCAUUCGAGCGGGGGAAUGUCGUGAAGGGAAAGUCAAGGGCCGACCUAGAGCGCAUACUACCUUCCGCCGACCUCGCACACGACACUGAGCGUGCAAACAUCGGUGAAGCGGCCGUAUACGGCGUAUACUACGAUGACACAGAUUAUGACUACAUGAAGCAUCUGCGCCCGGUUGGACUACAGGAGGACGGCGUGGAUAGUAUUCUCAUUGAAGCUCCCUCGAAGCCUAAGCCGAAGGGCAAGGGGAAGGAGCCGAUCACCCUCCUCGACUUGCCCCCAGAAGCACUCCCCUCUACCGCCGAGGCUCCUCGGAAUUUUGAGUCGCAGGAGAACAUCCCGUCAUCAAUAGCAGGCUUCCAGCCAGAUCUCGAUCCGCAUUUGCGCCAGGUCCUGGAGGCACUGGAAGACGAUGCAUUCGUGGAUGAAGGGCUGGACGAAGACUUCUUUGGAGAGCUUGUCGCGGAGGGUGAGCUUGCUGCCGGAGAAAACCUCGAGUUCGAAUUUCAAGAGGAGGGUAUAGAGGGGGAUGAGCGCGCAGAGGUGUCCGCUGCAUCAGCAGAAGAGGUUGUUGAGGACGGCGAGGAGGAGAGCUGGGAAGCCCGUUUUUCCAAAUUCAAGAAGGCGCAAAAGGCGCAGCCCCGUAGCGAAGGCUCAGACAUCGAUGAUUUCUCGGAAGGUGGGGACACUGUCGGCUCGCUACCUCAGAUGUCUGUGAUUGGCGGCAAGCGACGACGGAGAGGGGCGUCUGAUGCAUCCGGCUACAGCAUGAGCAGCUCCUCGAUGUUCCGCAAUGAGGGGCUGACCAUGUUGGAUGAGCGAUUCGAUGAAAUCCAAAAGGAGUACGACUCAGAUGAGGACGAAGAGGCGGAUGAUAUGUCAGAUGCCUCAGGCGAAGCCCCAGAACUGAUUACCUCACGAGAGGACUUCGAUGCUAUUAUGAACGAAUUCUUGGACAACUACGAAAUUCUCGGCGGGAAGAUGCGCCCUGUCCUUGCAGGUGAGACCGCGGCGGACAAGCUCGACACCUUCCGGAAAGCCCUCGGGCAGGUGCACUUGCGUGAACAUGAUGAGGACAGCGAAGAGGACGAUAUCCUUAUGCCUCUUGAUAUUGAUGAGAAGAAGGACACAUGGGACUGCGAGACCAUUCUCACGACGUACAGUAACCUGGAGAACCACCCGCGACUGAUCAAGUCUCGUCAAGACAAACCAGUGCCCAAAAUCAGGCUGGAUCCCAAGACUGGUCUGCCCGUUGUGCUGGGGAAGCAACCUGCCUCGCGAAGGGAAGAUGAUGCUACGUCUUCAUCGGGCUCCGAUACUGAAGAUGGCUCACGAGUCCAACGCGUGACCGUUACCCGGCCUAAAAACGAGUCCAAGGAGGAUAAAAAGGCACGCAAGCAGGCCAUCAAAGUUGAGCGGCAGGUGAGGCGUGCAGACAAGAAAGCGACGAAGGAACAGUUCUCCGUAGAGGCGAAACGGCAGAACAGAACGCUUGCCAACAAGGAGAAGAGUAAGGCGAAGCAGCUUUGA